Ceratotherium simum simum (southern white rhinoceros) is the source of this 915-nucleotide messenger RNA. The record is from RefSeq and is a predicted model, not a curated record. Lineage: Eukaryota; Metazoa; Chordata; Mammalia; Perissodactyla; Rhinocerotidae.
AUGGCGGCGGCGGCCAGGCUGGGGUGGGGAACUGCGGCUGCUGCCGCAGUGCUGCGCAAGCGAUUCUGUCGUAUAAUGAAUACAUACACCAUUAAGAAACAGCCUCUGCAUCAGUUUGUACAAAGACUACUUUUCCCACUACCUGCAACCUUAUGUAACACAGUGAGAUACAUGUUUAUUCAAACACAAGAUACCCCAAAUCCCAACAGUUUAAAGUUUAUUCCAGGAAAACCAGUUCUUGAAACAAGGACCAUGGAUUUUCCCACACCAGCUGCAGCAUUUCGCUCCCCUCUGGCUAGACAAAGUACUGUUUUGUGUUUGUCUAUGCUUUUGGGUGGAAAUGUACCAUUUUUCUUCAAAUAUUUACAGGAAAGUGAAGAGUUAGACUGGAAUUUACUGAAACCAGAUAUUUAUGCAACAAUCAUGGAUUUCUUUGCAUCUGGCUUACCCUUAGUUACUGAGGAAACAUCUUCAGGAGAAGCAGGAUCUGAAGAAGAUGAUGAAGUUGUGGCAAUGAUUAAGGAAUUGUUAGAUACUAGAAUACGGCCAACUGUGCAGGAAGAUGGAGGAGAUGUAAUCUAUAAAGGCUUUGAAGAUGGCAUUGUACAGCUGAAACUCCAAGGUUCUUGUACCAGCUGCCCCAGUUCAAUCAUUACUCUGAAAAAUGGAAUUCAGAACAUGCUGCAAUUUUAUAUUCCAGAAGUAGAAGGCGUAGAACAGGUUAUGGAUGAUGAAUCAGAUGGAAAAGAAGUAGACUCACCUUAAAAUAAUUUGAGUUUUCUUUGGGCCCAGCAAUUGGACUUGUUGAUAAUAUAUACCAAGCUUUUAUUAUUAAUCUGCUAAGGAACUUGAGGAUUAAUAAAAUAUGCUCUUUGUUCAGAGAAUGAUACAUAAAUAUUGCAUUUUGCUUUACCU